AUGAAUAUUUCUUUAAAGAUAUGCUUGGUUUUCUUGUUGGUUUGAACCUUGGUAAGUGCUAACAAGAAGGUUACAGUUCAUAUGGUAACUCAUUCGCAUAAUGAUGCUGGAUGGUUGAAACCAUUUGAAGAAUACUUUAAGUGUUGUACAAAUAAAACUUUGACAACUGUCGUAGAUGCAUUGAUAAAAGAUUCGGCAUCUGAUAACCCAAAGAACUACACUUUCCAUUGGUCAGACAUGGCCUUCUUUUACAGGUGGUGGCAAGACCAGUCAACCUCUAUCAGAAAUGAUGUGAAGAAACUUGUUAGAGAAGGAAAAUUCAUUUUCAUUAAUGGAGGCUGGGUUAUUAAUGACGAAGCCCUUCCUUCAUACAAAGAGAGCAUGGCCCAGAUGAGGCUUGGACUAGAUUUUAUUCAAAAAGAAUUUGGAACAAGACCCCACAUUGGAUGGCAAAUUGAUCCAUUUGGAAGCACUGGGCUCACUGCUUCUGUGUUGAAGAAACUAGGAUUUACUGCUUUCAUUGAAAAUAGAAUCUCUAAUGAUUUCAAGAAAGUGCUCAAAGACAAAGAAGGAUACAAUUUCUGCUGGGAAGGGCAUCAGGUUGAUGAGAACAAAGAAGAUGAUAGAAUAUUAACUUACAUAUUACAAUAUUUCUACACCUUACCAGGAUUAAGGCUUGAUUCUGGAUUUAUUGGAACAAACAAGAAAGCCUAUGCACAACAAUUUUGGGAUUAUAAAAUUCAAACAGUUAUAGACUCACUCAACAAUGUCUCUGGAGGUACUGUGCCAGAAUACCAUAUCAUGGCAGCAUCAGGCGAUGAUUUCGCAUUCCAGAGUGGACAUCAAGUUUUCAAAGCUUUUGACGAUUUGAUUACAGAGCUUGAGAAUCUUGGAACUAACAAAGGAUAUGACAUUGAAAUCAAAUACAGCAGUCUGUAUCAAUAUUUUGAAGACUUCAAGUCUCUUAACCUUGACUUGGGAGUAUUUAAAGGAGACUUCAUGCCUUUUCAAGAAACUUGGCCUGGAUGGGAUUGGAAUGAUUUUUGGACAGGCUACUAUUCUACAAGAUUGCAUAUGAAAAGAUGGAUCAGACACACAUUCAACAAUCUUGAGAGCAUCAAGGCCUAUCUAACCAUUAAAGCUGUACAGGGAAAUAAAGGAAGUGUUAAUUUUAAAUCAACCACACAAGCUUCUAUAGAUCAAAUAAAUGAAGUUAUUAAUGAAGCAGAGAAAAGAUGGGCAAUAAUGAUGCAUCAUGAUGCUAUCACUGGAACACACACUGCUGUGACUGAGAAGGACUAUUACAACAUUCUUAAACAAUCGAAUGAGUUUUUAACAAAAGCUUACAGUCUCAUUAAUGAUAACUUAGGACUUGAAGCUGAAAGAUCUAUCCACGAUCAACUUAAAGCAGCAGUUGAUAAGCUCGGAAGCAACACAUUUGACCAUUACACUGUGGUAAACCCUACUGCUGAUCGUAGAUCAGAAGUCAUCAAUGUGACUCUUACUUCAUCAUUAGAGGUUGAUGAUACAUACGCAGUGUUUUUGCAUUAUCUUAAUGGCAACAAUGAUACAUUGUUCAAGAAUGUGCACUCAUCUUAUGCUGACAUACAAGAUAUGGAUACUUCAAGCCAUGAACUCCAGACAGUCAGAAAGCUAUUUGUUCAUAUCGAGAUGCCUGCGUUUAGUGACAUUCACAUGUACAUUAUUCCUUGCAAGAAAGGCUCGUUUGAAUGCUCUGACAAAGAACAUAUCAAUACUUUAAGCACUAAAUCAGAACCUCUGACAUCUAAAACUCAUCGUAUGAUUAGGAAUCCAGCCAUACAGUUAGAAAUAGGAAAGGAUGGGAAAUUGAGAAGUAUUAAUAACUUCAGAAGGAAGAUUAAGAGUAAUCUUUCAGAAAGAUUCACUGCUUUUGACACUAGAAAAUCAAGGUCAGGACUUUAUCUGUUCAACCCAAGGUCUGCCCAAAUCGAAGUCAAGACUAAUCUAACAAGCAUAUGGUACUACGAACUGCCCAAUCUAAAAUCCAUCAUCCAAGUAGAACACGGUGGCGGGGCCACUAGAUUCCUAAAGACUUAUUCUAUCGACCAGGUUGGGCUGGAUGAAAACCUCGAACAAUUCUUCUUAGAAGUCCAUUCAUUCACAUCAGAGGUCUGGGAAGUCAGCUUUGGGAUUAAGAAGGACAAGCAAGCGAAAGAUUCAGAGUUCAAGACUUUCAUUGAUGAUUCCAUGAAGUUAGUAGAGAGGCCAAUUUUUGAUAAAAAUCUGGAUAUUCAACACAUACGACCUGAAGAGCUAUAUGGAUAUUAUACAUCUCCGUGUGUUAAUGGAGGAAUGCUCUCUGAGACUGUCAAGAAACAGGAUGUGGAUGAAAUCCACCAACUCUCAUGGGCUAAUUCAAAUCCGAUUGGGUGCACUCUCAGUUCACAAAACCAGAUUGACUUUAUGGUCUUCAGAAAUAUUGGGUCAAAUGAUCUAAAAGGUGUAGAUGAAACUCCUAUUGAUAGCCACGCCACUUACAAUUCUUUUAUAUUCAGACUAGAUAUGAACGAUGGUGCAUACAGAAGAAACUUUGCUGGGAGUAUCCUGAACUCUCCUCUGUUUAUCUAUGAGGAUCUCGAAGUUAGUCCUGCUGCUAAUAAGAGACUUACAGCUCCAGGUGCAAUUCUUGAUGAUAUUUUCUCAACUUCAUCAAUCCCCCACCUCUUGCAUGGAUCUAUCGAUGUGGUUGAUAUAAAACUUGUGAGACAUACCAUUCUUAACAUUUACAAUGACUAUGAAAUUGCAAUGGUAUUGAGGAACAGAUUUAAUGGAUAUUUGCCUCUGAACAAGACUUCUAAGCACAAAGGAGAAGGACUUUUCAAGAAUAAAUUCAUUGACACAAUGAAGUCAUCCAACAAGGACACUAAUGAGUUUAAAUGUAACGAUAGCAAGACCAUUCUGAAAGAGCAUAGAUAUGACAUAGAAACUUGUGAAUACAUAAUACAGAAUUCGAAGCCCUCAGAUUUCCAUGGGCUCGAGCCUUAUGAGCUUGCUGAAUUCAGACUAGUAAAAUCAUCUACUCUCGAAGCCCUUAAUAUGAAGCAACAAGGUUUGAACUCAGCUUCGUAGAACCCCAUUCACAAAAUUUCAACCAA
Moneuplotes crassus is the source of this 3137-nucleotide messenger RNA. The record is from the annotation of a GenBank genome assembly. Lineage: Eukaryota; Ciliophora; Spirotrichea; Euplotida; Euplotidae.